Osmerus eperlanus (European smelt) is the source of this 1527-nucleotide messenger RNA. RefSeq names its product MRN complex interacting protein (gene mrnip). The record is from RefSeq and is a predicted model, not a curated record. Bases 133 to 1446 code for a protein of 437 amino acids. NCBI's taxonomy places the organism in Eukaryota, Metazoa, Chordata, Actinopteri, Osmeriformes, Osmeridae. Gene Ontology annotation, molecular function: chromatin binding. The transcript has 7 exons. Gene Ontology annotation, biological process: mitotic G2 DNA damage checkpoint signaling. Gene Ontology annotation, cellular component: nucleus.
CCCAUGCACAGGGGGCGCUCAACCACACAUGAACGUCAACUUUGACGUCUACACCACGUGACGAUUUCAAAACUACCGGGAAAAGUCACUGGAGUUCAGCCUCGUAGCGUGAAAUUGUUGCUGUUUUCUAAAAUGGUGCAGGAAUUCCAUGUACUGAAGUGCUAUUCUUGUGAGGCAUUCCAAGUGCAACAGGUGAAAAAGAGCAAAAAAUGGAAUUGUAAGAUGUGUGGGGAGAAGCAGUCUAUAAUCAAGGUGUUCGGCCGUGGCUCAGGUGUUGACUGUCGACGUCAUGUGCAGAAACUAAACACCAGGCGCGGGGAGAUUCUGGAGGAUCAAAACCAGAAAGCUUGGUUACAAUGGGAGAAUACAGGAGAGAAAGCUGAAGGGAGCGAGCUGGGAGACGAGGCCCAGGAACGUGAUAACCACACCGUGGUGGACAUUAAGGGGAGUCGCUGGAGUAAAUACCUGCUGAACCCUUCAGGUGUUCCCAGCCCUGAGGAAGAUGGAGAGGAGGAUAAUGUUUACAUGGACAGGAACCAUAGUCCUGCCUGCAGAAACAUCCGGAAGAGGAAGAGAGGUCGAGGAGGAAGCACUUAUCAAACUAGAGAAGAAGACAGAGAAACUUCCCAAGGCGAUUGGAGGACUGCUGGGAAAAAGACAGCAGCACACCCCAGCACAUUCCCCAGCUCAUUCCCUGCAGCAGAGGGGUCUGCUUCCUGCAGGCCUGCCCCAGCCCGUACUAACCCCUCACCUGGGAGGGCCACCAGCCAACCACCACCUUCAACCCCAACCACCAGCCAACACCCUUUGAACCCUGCUGUCCCCAACAGACUCAAUACCAGUUCUUGCCGGCCUGUAUCUUCUGCUGACGCUGCAGUCUCCAAGACGUCCAGGUGGGCCCAGUUCCUGACCAGUCCCUCACCAGAGGAGCAGGAGGAAAAAUUCCUCAGCCAGCAUGUGGACAGAGAUGUAGAUCCAGUCCAGGACUAUACCAAGGCUCCUGCAACACUGCCAGGCUGUGUUAGCUCCUACCUGGGUCAUAGCUCCUCCUCCCAGCAUGCUAGCUCCUCCCAGGAUGCUAGCUCCUCCUCCCAGCAUGCUUGCUCCUCCCAGGAUGCUAGCUCCUCCUCCCAGCAUGCUUGCUCCUCCCAGGAUGCUAGCUCCUCCUCCCAGCAUGCUUGCUCCUCCUCCCUGGGUCUCCUUGCAAAGGAUGGGUUCUUGGGAAGGAAGUUAGGGAGCAGUUUCAGCAGACUGCGAUCCACCUUCAGCGUCUGUGGGUUCGGGGACGUCGCUCAUGGCAACCGAGGCCCCGCCCCCGUAGCGUUGCAUCAGAGGGAGGAGACUGUCUGUCAUCAGCCGCCGCCCACCAAGAAGCCACGCCCCUCCCUCCCCGCCGUGUCUCUCUUCAACACGGACGAGGACUUCGACGACGCGUUUGAACUGUAACACUCACCAGUCUUGGUUGCUCAUGUGGGUGAUGUUUGAGACUUAACUGAUUUCCAUAAAAACACACAUGACACAACAGAA